AGGAACUUCCGGUCGGCGCGGCCAUCUUGACUUCCUGACCUUGGAGUCCGGCUGGCCGCGGUUCUCGGUCUCUCGUUCCGUCAUGUCCGCGCUGACGCCGUUGCUGCUCAGGGGCCUGACCGGCUCUGCCCGGCGACUGGCGGGACCGCGCGCCCAGGUCCACUCGAGGCCGCCGCGGGAGCAGCUCAGGCCGCUAGAUGUCGCUGUUGGGCUUACUUCCUGCUUCCUGUGUUGCUUCCUGCCUGCCGGCUGGGUCCUAUCACACCUGGAGGACUACAAGAAGCGGGAGUGAAGGGCCCUGUCCUCCCUUUAUCCUGUGCUCAGACCACCAUUGCCAUCCCGUCUUGAUCAUGUUUCCUGCAUUCCUGGCUGGCCUCCUGGAUCAUGUUGUGCAAUUCCAGCCACCUUUUCUGAAUCAUGACCUCUGAUGUCUCCAUGGUGACAUCUGGGACCACGUAUAUUGGCUCUGCCUGGUGGGGUCCCCCUUGUAACAAUAAAGUCUAUUUAAACCUUGC
Messenger RNA from Nannospalax galili (Upper Galilee mountains blind mole rat), 515 nucleotides. Its product is annotated as cytochrome c oxidase subunit 8A, mitochondrial. NCBI's taxonomy places the organism in Eukaryota, Metazoa, Chordata, Mammalia, Rodentia, Spalacidae. Bases 83 to 292 code for a protein of 69 amino acids. The transcript is spliced from 2 exons. The record is from RefSeq and is a predicted model, not a curated record. Gene Ontology annotation, biological process: mitochondrial electron transport, cytochrome c to oxygen. Gene Ontology annotation, cellular component: mitochondrion.